AUGGGACACUGUACUAUUAUCUACAGACCCGUCUCUCUGUGGUGUGUUGAGCAGAUGAGCAAAUCCAUCGCCGAGGCCUUCGAGCUGCCGAGCAACCACAUCGUCCCGACGCACGGCCACAUCGUCCCGGAAACAGACACACGCCCACAUCCUCCCGGCGACAGACCCUGGCCCCGCCUCUCGCCUUUGAACUCUCGUGGAGCCCCGCCCCUUCAGAUUCGCCAUCUUGGAUUCACCUUGGCCGUUUACACCGGACAAGACGAAGCAGGUCUCUCCAGAGGAUACGAUGUAAGCUACGAUAGGUCUGAAGAAGCAGCUGAGGUGGAAACGUUCACAGAACAUGAAGGUCACCUGACUUUGCCUGAGUUAUAUCAGCAAAAUCCAAGCAACAAGUAUCUGCCCAGAGUAAACAAAGAUCAUGAGUAUCCAGUCCCCGCUUACCCCAGACCAGAGCUGCACGUAUCUCACCUGAGCCACAGCACCGACCUGGCAGCUCUGCAGGGAAUCCAGAAGGAUGGAGGUUUCAGGGAUCCAAGCCAAGAUCCGACCAGAUCUUGGCCAGGUCUGGUCUGGUUCAGUCUGACACCGACUCCUGAAGACCUGAGCGCCGCAGAGGGCCGGUUCAUGACGCUGGUGCGUCCUGGUGGUGAGGAGGAAGUCUGGAAUGGUCAUGUUACUCCAGGCCUCCUCCAGAGCUUUGCCACCUCCCCCGCCUUCUCCUCCUCCUCCCGAUACGGCUCCUAUCGUCUGACCUUUGACCUGAGCAAGGUGCUGGACCGCUACAGCGAGCAGGUGAACCCAGAUACAAUGCGCCUUCUGUACUCGUGGAGUUUUUCCUUGACUCGGUCCUGUAGUGUCGCCUGUCGCUUCUCUCCGCUCUGGGUGCCCCCUCGACCAGCGGGUUGCCAGGUUGAUAGCAGCCGAAUCUCAUCGCGGUCCAGGCUGGUCACGGACUUCACAACAUUGACCGGGAGCCCCCGAGAUGCCAUGUCCCUGGUUGCUUCUGCUGCGUCUUGGUAG
Molecule: messenger RNA, 1020 nt
Organism: Knipowitschia caucasica
Lineage: Eukaryota; Metazoa; Chordata; Actinopteri; Gobiiformes; Gobiidae
Source: the annotation of a GenBank genome assembly